GCUUCAAAUGCAGAAUCCAGUGAAGAUACUCAUGAAAAGAAGUUGGACCUAUUGGAAUUCAAGAUUGAAAAAGAUCAAAAAUUACCUGAUUCUCAACUUAUAGUCAAAUUACCGUAUACUCAUCCCUCUUAUGAUCAAUUCAUUGCAAAAGUCGUCGAUAUUUCUUCAACGAUAGAUCCAUCAAUUCGAGAUGUAAAUAGGACGUUCUUAUCGUCGGCUGAUGGUUCCGGCACUAUUCGUAUUCAUACACUUCAACCGGGACACAAAUACAGCAUUUCCAUCGUCGGUCGCAAAGGUGAGAACUCGUCCGUUAUCAAAGAGGAGCUGGUUGUUAUGGAUCCACGAGUACCAGAAUUUACUACACAAAAUUCCGAUAUUACCAUGCAUAACAUCACCCUUAGAGCUGUCAAGAAUGAAAAAUUCCUUCAGGACUCUUUCCUGAUCGAAUAUCGACAACUGGAACCAGAGCAGAGCUAUCCCGUACUGGAGGUGCUUGAUAUUCCUGAACAGAAGAACCUUGAAGUUUACCUAGGAAAUCUGAACCCUGGUCGAGAUUAUUCUGUACAAGUGGUUGCAGUGAAAACGGGUCUAAAGAGUCGGCCAUGGUCAACGACACUUUCCACCAGUCAGUAA
Molecule: messenger RNA, 633 nt
Organism: Haemonchus placei
Lineage: Eukaryota; Metazoa; Nematoda; Chromadorea; Rhabditida; Trichostrongylidae
Source: the annotation of a GenBank genome assembly